GCAGCGCAAUUUGUCAGAGUACGGAUGGUGUCUGCCUGCCUCGCUACUCGCGCGCACGUCUGCUCAUUUUUCGGGGGGCACAGAAGCUCCAACCGAGGAACUGACUGCUUGAAAACCUCCAAGCGUCGCUCAGCUCUCUUCAUCAUGUUGUUCUCACAGUUUUGAGCUCGUUUGUGUCUUUUGUUUUUCCUGCUGAAGCCUCUCUGAGUUGACUGGUACCGGGAGAAAGAGGAGAGGGAGGAGGAGGACUCGGUUCUUGUACCAGAGAGAGAAAAAAGGAACAGGAAAACAGAAGAAUGAAACAUUGGACUGUUGCUCGUGUGUUUUUUCUGCACUGAUACGGUGAUUGAAGCUGCAGGGAUAUAACACAUUCAGCUUUUGUUCCCGUCAAUGCACGACCGCUAGAAGAGAAAGGAGGAACGCGCUGCAACGUUACAAGUCCGGGAUCAUCACCUCCAAGACCCAAGGCAGUCCUCGACUUACAGGGCAUCACCCUAAAACCAGAGGAACCAUGUCUUCUACGAAAUACAAGAAGGAUAAGGAGAUCAUAGCGGACUAUGAGACCCAAGUGAAAGAGAUCCGUAACCAGCUGGUGGAGCAGUUCAAAUGCUUGGAGCAACAGUCUGAGUCUCGUAUCCAGCUGCUGCAAGACCUGCAGGAGUUCUUCCGCCGCAAAGCAGAGAUCGAACUGGAGUACUCCCGCAGCUUAGAGAAACUGGCCGAGAGGUUCUCCUCCAAGAUCCGCAGCUCCAGAGAACACCAACAGUUCAAAAAAGACCAGCACCUGCUGUCCUCAGUAAACUGUUGGUACCUGAUGCUGAACCAGACGAGGCGAGAGAGCCGUGACCAUGCCACCCUCAGCGACAUCUACACCAACAAUGUCAUUGUCCGCUUGGCCCAGAUCAGCGAGGACAUCAUCCGUCUGUUCAAGAAGAGCAAGGACAUUGGGAUCCAGAUGCACGAGGAGCUGGUGAAGGUGACGAAUGAACUCUACACUGUGAUGAAAACAUACCACAUGUACCACACUGAAAGCAUCAGCGCAGAGAGCAAGCUGAAGGAUGCAGAGAAGCAGGAGGAGAAGCAGUUCAGCAAGUCCGGAGAUCUUAACGUGAACCUCCUGCGCCACGAGGACCGCCAGCCGAGACGCAGCUUCGUCAGGAAGAUUGAGAAGAUGAAAGAGAAGAGGCAAGCCAAGUACUCCGAGAAUAAGCUGAAAUGCACAAAAGCCCGGAACGACUAUUUGUUGAACCUGGCGGCAACAAAUGCAGUUGUGGCAAAAUAUUACAUCCAUGACGUCUCUGAUAUGAUUGAUUGCUGUGACCUGGGCUACCAUGCUAGCUUGGCACGCACCCUCAGGACCUACUUAUCUGCCGAAUACAACCUGGAGACAUCACGCCACGAGGGACUGGAUAUCAUAGAGAACGCGGUGGACAACCUGGAUUCCCGCAGUGACAAGCACAAGAUCAUGGAUAUGCAUAACCAGGUGUUCUGCCCUCCAAUGCGCUUUGAGUACCUGCCACACAUGGGAGAUGAGGUGUGCCAGGUGAGCGCCCAGCAGCCCGUCCAGACUGAACUCCUGAUGCGCUACCACCAACUGCAGUCUCGCUUAGCUACGCUAAAGAUUGAAAACGAGGAGGUGAGAAAGACCUUGGAUGCCACCAUGCAAACGCUGCAGGACAUGCUGACGGUAGAGGACUUUGACGUGUCGGAUGCCUUCCAACACAGCCGCUCCACUGAAUCCAUUAAGUCUGUGGCCUCCGAGUCCUACAUGAGCAAGCUGAAUGUAGCCAAGAGGAGGUCGAACCAACAGGAGACUGAAAUGUUUUACUUCUCGAAAUUCAAGGAGUACCUGAAUGGCAGUAACCUCAUCAUUAAGCUGCAGGCCAAGCAUGACUUGCUGAAGCAGACACUAGGCGAAGGGGAAAGGGCCGAGUGUGGAACUACAAGGCCCCCCACCCUUCCCCCUAAACCACAGAAAAUGCGGAAGCCUAGGCCGCGAUCCGUGUAUAACCAUAAGCUGUUUAAUGGCAAUAUGGAGACCUUCAUCAAGGAUUCAGGUCAACCGAUCCCACUUGUUGUUGAAAGCUGUAUCAGAUACAUCAAUCUAUACGGCUUGCAGCAGCAGGGCAUAUUCCGUGUGCCAGGAUCACAGGUGGAAGUCAAUGACAUUAAGAACUCAUUUGAGAGAGGUGAGGAUCCCUUGAUUGAUGAUCAGAAUGAGCAUGACAUCAACUCAGUGGCAGGGGUGCUGAAGCUGUACUUCAGAGGACUGGAGAACCCCCUCUUCCCAAAGGAGCGCUUCCUGGACUUCAUCUCUACCAUCAAGCUGGAGUCUGGAGCUGAGAGAGCGCAUCACAUCCAGCAGAUCAUUGUGACUCUUUCUCGCACCAUCAUAAUCGUCAUGAGAUACCUCUUUGCUUUUCUCAAUCAUCUCUCCCAGUACAGUGACGAGAACAUGAUGGAUCCAUACAAUCUGGCUAUCUGCUUUGGUCCGACCCUGAUGCCAAUCCCAGACGGACAGGAUCCUGUAGCAUGCCAGGCACAUGUUAAUGAGGUCAUCAAGACUAUCAUCAUCCACAAUGAACUCAUCUUUCCCAAUCAGCGUGAGCUGGACGGCCCGGUGUAUGAAAAGUGCAUGACUGGGGGGGAGGAGUACUGUGACAGCCCACAUAGUGAACCAGGAACUAUUGACGAAGCUGACAAUGGAACUGAGCCACACACCAGUGAUGAAGAGGUGGAACAGAUCGAGGCCAUCGCUAAGUUUGACUACGUGGGACGCACUCCCAGGGAGCUGUCCUUCAAAAAGGGAGCGUCCCUGCUUCUGUAUCACCGGGCGUCUGAAGACUGGUGGGAGGGCCGCCACAAUGGCGUGGAUGGCCUCAUCCCCCAUCAGUACAUUGUAGUCCAAGACCUGGAUGAUGCUUUCUCAGAUAACCUCAGCCAGAAAGCAGAUAGUGAAGCGAGCAGUGGACCUUUGUUGGAUGACAAGGGUUCAUCCAAGAAUGAUGCUCCGUCACCAUGUGAACAGUCACCAGAUUACAACUUUGGAGGAGUCAUGGGGAGGGUGAGGCUACGGUCAGAUGGAGCUGCAAUCCCACGUCGCCGCAGCGGUACAGACACCCACAGCCCAACCAGAGUGGCUGACACUCCGCCGCGCGCUGCAGCCUGUCCCAGCAGCCCCCACAAGGUAUCCAUUAGUAAGGGUCGCAUGGAGAGCCCAGAAAAGAGGCGACUUGGCACCUUUGGCAGUGCAGGAAGCAUCAACUACCCAGACAGGAAGACCUAUCCUGAAGGCCACCCUCUGAGACCAGUGCCGGGGGCCACUCGUCACAGCAGCCUCGGGGAUCACAAAUCACUGGAGACUGAAGCUCUGGCUGAGGACAUAGAAAAGACUAUGACCACAGCGCUUCAUGAGCUCCGUGAACUGGAGCGACAGAACACAGUUAAGCAGGCUCCUGACGUGGUCUUGGACACCCUGGAGCCCAUGAAGAACCCAGUUAGCUCCGAGCCCGGCAGCCCUCUGCACACCAUUAUGAUUCGUGACCCGGAUGCAGCCAUGCGCCGCAGCAGCAGCUCCACCUCUGAGAUGAUGACCACCUUCAAACCGGCUCUCUCUGCCCGGCUGGCUGGGGCUCAGCUACGCCCCCCACCCAUGAGGCCGGUGCGCCCUCCUCCUAACCAGCACCGCUCGAGCAGCUCCAGCUCUUCAGGGGUCGGCAGCCCUGCCGUAACUCCCACUGAGAAGAUGUUUCCUAGUAACAGUACAGCUGCUGGUUCUAAUAUGAAUGCGUCCAGUGAUGCUGGAGAUAAAUCUGGUACCAUGUAGCAAAGGUUGAAUCCGCUAGGUGGGAAGGUUGUUCAGCUUCCCAAGUCAGGGGAAAGCUGAUGGAAAUGAGUGCUGAUGUGUGAAAAGCAGAUAUGGAUAUUUUCAUCUCUGUUUUCUGCCUGACUUAAUUCAUAUAAUUCAGGAAGCUCUUGAAGCGAGCCUACAAUACGUUACCAUGGUGAUAAAGCGGCGGAAGAAGCUGUAGAGGUGUGAUAGCGUAACCCUCACCUCUCUUUGAAACUUGAUUUAACUAAAGGAAAUGUGUAUAAGAAUACACGUGUUUCAGUUUUACCUCAGUUUCAACAAGAAAAUCUGUGGCCAUGUUCUCGUUUCAGAGAUACAGUGAAUGCAAGUGAAGCAAUACUUGUGUGACAUUUCGUAUUUCUACCCAACACACGCUGUCCAGCUGAUGUUUCAGUCACACCCGCUGAUGUGCGUGAAACACCUCAUCUGGACGGGUGUAAACAUUCAGGCUAAAAUACCAUGUUUGGUUACCGGGUAGGUCGCAGGCCUUACGGCUGUACAUACACACUUACUUGAAGUCGCCAUGCUUUCUGUUUGUACUAUAAUACAGUGGAUGUUCAGCAAAGUACAGUAACAACUUAGUGACAUUAUAUACUUCUGCAUGUGGGGUUUGGAGGAAAUAAGGAAAAGUAAAAACUUGCAUCAUUAAGAGAUUUUUAAUGGUGCUGGAUUUUCUCAUAUGGUCAUUGUAAGCAUAAUGUAACAGUUUGAAACCUAAUUUAAUGGAGAAAAAAAGUUUCAGAUGUCGAAAUAUUUGAUGAAGUAAAACAUGGGGAUGUUAUAGUGUUUUAUUUUAAAUCUGCCAUGUGUGUGGUACCGUCCACUACUAAAGAUAAAAGCAUCCUGGCAUGAAGAUGAUCCCUAAAGUCUGAGACAUACUAAUCAGAACUUAUCCUCCACUAUCAUGUACGGGGCAGACUUAACAUGUCUGCCUCCAUGUUAUUUUCUGUGUCCUGUAUAUGAAAUGCAGAAAACUAAUACGUCAACUAAUGUGGGAAAACCUGUGGUAAACCUGUACAUAAUAUAUAGCUAGUAAUUUUUUAAGUGUUAAUCUUGUACAGGCUAAUACAAAAAAGGCAACGGGUCGGCUGUGAAUGGCACUUAGAGUAAAGAAAUCACCUUUUUAUUUCUUCAGUAAACUCCAAACAUACUCUUUAACGGUAUAAAAUAGAGUUCAAAUCUUGUACUGUGUGCUUAGAAUGCAGUUUGUAAUUGUACUGUAGAAAAUGGAUCGCUGUUGAACGAACAACAGAGGCCCGAAUAAAUGUUUCCUCCAUCACGUUUUUGACACACUCGCCCAUUUUCACACAAAACCUAAACUUUUGCCUCUCCAUGUCUAAUUCGGGCGAUUUUAUUAUUGCAUAAGACACAUGGAAAAGUACCUUCUGAUGGUUCCUCUUUAAAAUUUAAAAUCUGAUACACACCCAGAGGAACCUGCCAAGUAGAUGUUGUGACAUGCAGUUAUCACAGCUAUCACAGUUUCCUUCCUUCCUUCCUGCCUUCUUCUCGCCCUUGCUGACAGAUGCAGUUUUGCUCUGACUGUUUCUUUCGUUGGGAGAAAUCUAAAUAGAGAACAUUUCAGUGUUUAUAUCUACUGUACCUCUUGUCAUUCUGGCAGCUCUAGUCCAGAGACCUUGUUACCCGCAUCCCAAAGAGCCUGCUCUCUUCUGCAUGUUUUGCGCUGUAAUGUCUGACUCAUACUCUGCGGCAGUUAAACGAUGGCUGUAUGUGGUGCCUUGCCUUGGUAAAACGCACAAAUUGACUCAAUAUUGGAUGUUUGAUUUUUUUACUUUAAAUAAACAGGCCUUAAUAUUAAUGGGGAUUGGGAAUGAUUAAUAAAGCUGCUUGUUGCAGUUGCUAAAAUAGAGGGGAAACAAUAAUGCUUGAUUGAGUAAAAUAAAGUUACAUAGCAUGUGAACCAGGCUCUGAUCCCACUGUCAACUCUGCAGUCAGUCUGUACAUUAUGCAGUGUCACUGAGAUACAUGAAUAUUUGCUUGUUGUCAAUGGAUUGAUUCUUAAGAGCAGAGAGCUCCUACAGCCAGAAAAAGGCAAUACAGCAUUUAAAGUCAGUGCACUCACACCCUCUGCUGGUUCCUGCUGGUAUUGCCUCUUCCUGUGACAAACCAGUGGACACCAUCACCUUUACAUGGGCAUUAUGAUCUGGAGCUAAUAUAACAAUCACUAAGCUCAUUUAUAUAAGUCUAUACGUCUGUCCUGGUUACAGUUGUGCACCUCUCGAAAUCUAUGAAGAUACAAAAAAAAAGUGUAUACGAAGAAAGCACACAAUUUCAAAAGGUGAAAUAAUCAUCGUUAUAUUUAACUAGACUGUUGUGUUUUUUAUUUAUAGACACUUGUGUAAGUGGAGCAGAAAAUUUGAGUGCCUUUUGCGCACAACAUCAAUUUUUAUUAGACUUUUAUAUUUACUUUUUUUUUUUACUGUAAUAUGUUGUCUAUUAGUUGUCAUGUUUAUUAUUAUAAACUGAGGUUGCUUUUUUUAAUCUUUACUUUCAAUUGCUACUUGUCAAACCACCACAAGGAAUACAUGGUGUAAAGAUACUCCUGUCAUGACUUACAGAAGAAUCAUCAUUAAAAAUGCUUGUUUGUGUUUGGGGUGAUCGCUGAUGAAUAGGAGUUAUAGAAACUACUGUAAACGCGAUCUGCUGGUGAAGUUCAGUAGAAUCAUCUCAGAAUAUUUCUCUCAUUUUUUUUUUGUUUUCCGUGUGAACUGCCUGUGCUGUGGUUGAGCCGUGACUUGCCAUUUAGCUCCUUCCCUUCAUUGCAGUAUUGUUGGAAACCACAGGACUGAUACGGACCCUCUCCUUGCAGAGGUUGUAAGGCACCUGGUGCGCUGUCCUUCCCCCCUACAUGUGAUGUUACACAGACAUUUUCUCUCCUGGAAUGUAUGCUGAAAUGGGUAACGCUGAUCGUCUGCUGACGUGAGAGGACAAAAGAGGACGUCACAGUAAGAGAGCAGACUGUCAUGUCGUGAGGACCGUGAGUGUGAGUUGCUGUCACACUGUUUACCUUCUCUUUAAUUGUUUGUCUAGUGAUGCUGUUUGUUGAUGAGUGUCUGGUUGGUUGAAACCCUGUGAUGUAAUGUACACCAUACCACUGACUGGAUGUUGAAAACCCCUGCAUCCAAAUAAAACCAUUAUUGCUCUGUGA
This is a messenger RNA of Epinephelus moara (kelp grouper), 7016 nucleotides long. It is a transcript of the gene srgap3, whose product is annotated as SLIT-ROBO Rho GTPase activating protein 3. Gene Ontology annotation, molecular function: protein binding. Gene Ontology annotation, cellular component: cytoplasm. The transcript has 22 exons. Lineage: Eukaryota; Metazoa; Chordata; Actinopteri; Perciformes; Serranidae. Bases 512 to 3826 code for a protein of 1104 amino acids. Gene Ontology annotation, biological process: signal transduction; negative regulation of cell migration. The record is from RefSeq and is a predicted model, not a curated record.